This is a messenger RNA of Medicago truncatula (barrel medic), 1756 nucleotides long. RefSeq lists its product as uncharacterized. The coding region runs from base 271 to 1485 and encodes 404 amino acids. The transcript is spliced from 4 exons. NCBI's taxonomy places the organism in Eukaryota, Viridiplantae, Streptophyta, Magnoliopsida, Fabales, Fabaceae. The record is from RefSeq and is a predicted model, not a curated record.
UAUUGGACUUAUAUGAAAUGUCUCAACAUAUACUUGUCCACACAUAACUUUUGUUCUUUUAUAUAUCGAUGAUAUCUAUAAUUGUCACUUGACAAAGAUUGAUGAUUAAACCAUAUAUCACACAUGUUUAAGCAACAAAAUCAGUCUUGGUAUAGUAUCUAAACUUAGUAUCAUAUACUAACCAUAGCAAAAACAGUAUUUAUCAUAUUGGUAGUCACAUAGUGCUUCUCAAGAGGGUUUUGCAAGCUGCAAAACUGAGUUAGUGUUAAUAUGAAAAAGAAUUCUGGUCCCUCUCAGAAACUAGGUUCAUUCCUAAGUCCAAAGGAACCAAAUUACAGAGAAAAAAACAUUGAAAACCAAAAAGGGUGGAACUCAGAAAGAGUAUUGUUGCAUCCAACAACAAGCAGCAAUAUCAGAAGACAAGCCUAUGUAGCUGGCGUUUCACCCUUCAACAGUGGAAGAACAAUACCUUCUAAAUGGGAUGAUGCAGAGAGAUGGAUUUGUAGUCCAGUUUCAUCUUCAGGCUAUGUUCAACAUCAGAGAAAUCCCAAAUCAAAAAGUGGUCCAAUUGUGCCACAAGGAACAACUUACUACUCCAAUUUUUCGCCUACAAUUCCACUGCGAAAUGGUUUGGUGGUGAAAAACUUAAUGAUGAGUUCUCCUUUUACAACUGGUGUGUUAGCACCGGAUAUUGUUUCUCUUCAACAUUAUUAUCCACAUGACAAUUUGUAUGGUGCACGUUAUGACAUUGAUGAUGAUAGUUCAGUGGUUAAUGAGAACGGUGUUGCUCAUACAUCUGCGUCGAACGCGCCUUCGUGGUCAGAACUUCUCUCUGAUCCGUCUUCGCCAAAUUCUCAUGAUGAAAAAUUUGAUGGAACAAAGAAUGAGGACACUGUGAUGUCUCCUAUGUCAAAAAUUGAUAAAGGUACCCAAAUGAGCUCUCCAGAGACUGAAAAUGAAGACCAUUCAUCUCCAAAAUCUUCAUCCCCAAUUUUGGCCAUGAAUCCAAAAAGUUGCCAUUCAGAAAAGUUAGAGAUCAAAGAUGUGCAGGUAGACUGUCAGGCUAAUGUUAUUAAGUGGUCUAAGAGUUAUGCAUCCAAGCUAAGCUCUUUCAAUGGUAAAGAGUUAAAGAAAAGUGGUACAGAAGCUUCAGGUUUGGAUAUUGCAGAGACAACAUCGGACACUUCCAGUUCCAAGUUUGAGAGAGAUGAUGAAGCUAAAAUCAUUGCAUGGGAGAGUUUGCAGAAAGCAAAGGCUGAAGCUGCAAUAAGAAAACUUGAGAUGAAAUUGGAAAAGAAGAAAUCGUCAUCAAUGGAUAAGAUUCUAAACAAGCUGAGAAGGGCACAAAUGAAAGCUGAAAAGAUGAGAAGCUUAACACCAGUUCAACAAGAGCAGCAUGUUUCCAAGACUUGGAAAGUAUUUUCAUUCACCAAAUAUGGCAAAAUAUGGUCUCCAAGCAGCUGCUUUGCAAGCCAUGCUCCGUGACCAAUCCCAUAUACACAUCCCAUGUUCAUUCUAGUUUUUUUUUUAGGUUUUUUCAGGUAAACACAAUAGGAUUGUCAUAUUUCAAUUCAUAGGCUCUACUUGGAGUAGCCUUCUGCACUUUACAUAUAUACCUAGAUAGUGAACAUUGCAUUAUCUUGUUGUCAGUUGAUGUAUUUUGCAUCGUACAUUAGGCUAAGAGAUAAUCCUUUCAUACAUGUUGCUUGUAUCGAAAAUCAGGAUUAUUUCUGAAUACAAACUUGUUUUUCUUUCA